Molecule: messenger RNA, 1422 nt
Organism: Cordyceps fumosorosea ARSEF 2679
Lineage: Eukaryota; Fungi; Ascomycota; Sordariomycetes; Hypocreales; Cordycipitaceae
Product: D-3-phosphoglycerate dehydrogenase 1
Exons: 7
Coding region: 1-1422 (473 amino acids)
Molecular function (GO): oxidoreductase activity, acting on the CH-OH group of donors, NAD or NADP as acceptor; NAD binding
Source: RefSeq, a predicted model, not a curated record
AUGACGCCUCCGGUAGACAUCGAAAGAGGCCCUUCUUCCCAGGCGCAGAGAAAGUCUGUGUCGCACAGCUGGGAUCAGAAUCUCUCUGUCUCUCCCAGCGCAACCUUCCAGUCUCCCCCACCAAGCUGGGCCAGAUCUCUACCACAACGCCCUGCUCCGAAACAGCUCAAGCCGUUCAACACUCAGGACAUCAAGAUCCUACUGUUGGAAAAUGUCAAUCAAGCGGGGUGUGAUAUCCUCAAGGGCCAGGGGUAUCAGGUUGAGACUUUCAAGUCCUCGUUGCCUGAGGACCAGUUAAUUGAGAAGAUCCGUGACAUUCAGGUUAUCGGGAUUCGCUCAAAAACGAAGCUCUCGGAACGUGUCCUCCGCGAAGCCAAGAAUCUCCUUGUCAUCGGCUGCUUCUGCAUCGGCACCAACCAGGUUGACCUCGAGUUUGCUGCGCGCAAUGGUAUCGCCGUUUUCAACUCCCCCUUUGCAAAUUCUCGCAGCGUUGCUGAACUUGUCAUCGGGGAGAUUAUCUCUCUCGCGCGACAGCUUGGCGAUCGGUCCAACGAGAUGCACCGCGGAACAUGGAACAAAGUCAGCUCUAAAUGCUGGGAGAUCCGUGGCAAAACACUAGGAAUUGUUGGUUAUGGUCACAUCGGAUCUCAGCUUUCCGUCCUGGCAGAAGCGAUGGGUAUGAGCGUGAUAUACUAUGAUGUCGUUACGCUUAUGGCACUUGGUACUGCUCGUCAAGUCCCAGCGCUGGAAAUUCUGCUGGAGGAGGCGGAUUUCGUGACACUUCAUGUGCCCGAUCUUCCGGAGACGCGAGGCAUGAUAUCCGAUAGCCAGCUAGAGUGCAUGAAGGAGGGUUCAUAUUUGAUCAACGCAAGCCGCGGUAGCGUUGUCGAUAUUCCAGCACUGGUCAGAGCCAUGCGAUCAGGAAAGGUGGCGGGCGCCGCUCUCGAUGUUUACCCCGAUGAGCCUGCCGGCAACGGAGACUACUUCACCAAUAGCCUGAAUCAAUGGGCAGAAGAUCUUCGAACUUUGAAAAACAUCAUUUUGACACCACACAUCGGCGGCAGCACUGAAGAGGCUCAGCGAGCCAUUGGCGUCGAAGUGGGUGACGCCCUAGUGCGUUACAUUAACCAGGGCAUCACACUGGGUAGUGUGAAUAUGCCGGAAGCCCAGCUGCGAUCGCUAACUCUCGACGAACCGGACCACGCUAGGGUCAUCUACAUCCAUCGCAACGUUCCAGGCGUACUUCGGAGAGUCAACGAAAUUCUGGGAGAUCACAACGUCGAUAAGCAAAUCAGCGACAGCCGCGGUGACGUUGCCUAUUUGAUGGCGGAUAUCAGCAAUGUCAAAUACGAGCAAAUUAAGGACAUUACAGAAAGCCUCGAAGCACUUAGCUCGUGCAUCAUGACUCGGGUUCUCUAUUAA